Cyphellophora europaea CBS 101466 is the source of this 3591-nucleotide messenger RNA. RefSeq lists its product as uncharacterized. The record is from RefSeq and is a predicted model, not a curated record. The transcript has a single exon. Bases 1 to 3591 code for a protein of 1196 amino acids. NCBI's taxonomy places the organism in Eukaryota, Fungi, Ascomycota, Eurotiomycetes, Chaetothyriales, Cyphellophoraceae.
AUGCGGGUCUCAGAGUCAGAUGAAGCUGAGCUCCGGCACGGCAAGGCCGUCGAGGCGAAACCACCAAGCCCAGCUAUCGAACAACAAAGCAUAACAGUCACGAGAACUCUCGAAGUCAAGCCGGCGACCCCUCUGUCGUCUAAAUCCGACAACGGGCCCCCAGCAGGGCCUCGAUCAUAUGUCCAAGGUGCCGUCGCUCAUGGCUAUCACCCGCUUGCGACCAGUAGCGUCAGCCAACUACUCCUACCGACGAUUCCUACAUUGUCGUCCAUCGAUCUGAAUGAACCCGUCCGACUGACGACUCCUCGCCCACCACCUCGACCAAAGACCGCCCCUAGUCCUUCGUCUGUCGCCGAGCAGCCUCGGCCUCCACCCAAGCUCCCACCUUUCAUGCAAUCUCGCCGGUGGGCAGCCAUGUGUGAGACAGCACGCCCUCAGACGUCUGCCCAUGAUCGCGCCGUCUCCGAAGAGACCCGAACCAUGACACUACGCGAAGUGUCCUUCGAACAACAGCGCGCGGCCCCGAAACGCCACUUGCCAGUCGAUACACCUCAAAGUGUGAAUGAGAACGAGUCUGUCGCUUCAACAGAAGGUCUGUGUCGGCCUAUCUCGCUGCCAACAUGGCAGCUGGUGCGUAUGGCAAGAGGUACGCGGGGGAGCAGCCAGUCAACUAAUAGUGUCUUCCGCAAGCUCACUAUGCACCGCAGUGGCGCGUCGCCAAAGCAUUCCAAACGUCAGAGCGUGGAGAAGCCAUUGCCUCGUCUGUCACGAUCGUCUCAAAUGGGCCGCAAAAGAGCUGUCUCCGACUUGAGGAGAAGGGCAGGCACGGGCCACAAACGCAACGUUUCGAGCCCUGUCGUGAACCUGGACGGAGCUUUCCCUGGACCCUUGAAGACUGGCAGGCGAUCAUCAUCACCUGUGCCGUCACUCCACGAUCCGGAAAAGGCCAAAAGGUUCAGCGAGGAAUGCGAAGCUUUGUUGACAAACAAGGAUUUCGAAAAGGACUUUUUGUCACCACCGGCAGCUUCUAUAGGAAAUGCCACCUCGGCCUCACGCGAAGCUGCCGUCGCUCAAAAUACGUCGAAACAGACAAAAGAAGAUGUUGUUGGGGAGGCGAAACCCGCCCAAUGUUCGCCUUCAAGCAGUCUGCUAGCAGCUCCGCACCCUCCUGUACGGACCUCAAGCAAAGGAGAUGCGAGACUCGCUACCAUGGUCCAUAUGACCAAAAUACUAGGCACACCGGCCGUGACAAGCUCGACAGGCGAUGCGCUUGUCGUUUCCGACGUCUCAAGCAAUCAGUCAGCAGGUCAAAGAGCGAUAACUCAGUCCCAGCAUAGCCAAAUACCUUGCCGCAUGGCUUCUGCGGAAUCCACCGAUACCAAAAAGACCAACAGGGCCAGAGCUGCGAAGAGCACCGAUACCCUCGCGUUGAUCGAGGCUCAAAUUCGCGACCCUGUCAACUUCUCACGCGAUGGCCAAAUGGAUCAGAAAUUCGAAGCUGGGUUGCCCCAUCAUAAAAAACUUGGCCCAGCAGGUACGCCACCGGAAAGGCCACUGCCAGACUUGCCUACGACCAGACCCACCUCCCCCUCUAGCCUUCCAGUGAGAGCGUCCUCAGUACUAUCGAUAGGUAGCACCCGGCGGUCAUUGCUCUCACCCUUGUCUGAACCUGAGCGCAAUCGAUCGACAACCGCCGUCGAUGUCGGCUCCUGUCAGGGCUCAAUCCCCAUCUUGCCGAAAGGCCUUGCGAUUAAGCAUCUCGAUGAGGAUAGAGUGGGAGACCCAGCACCAACCAGUCCGAGCUCGAUCUACAGCCAAACUUCGCAAGUGUCUGGACAGUCCACAAAACAUAAAUUCGUCAGACACGACAAGAGCGUCUUCCGAGCUGCACGCAUAACAGAGGUUAGGCGACGUAUCCAAGCUGACAGGGAUCGAGAACAGCGUAUCAGCGAGGAGAGCGAACGCCCGGGGCGAGAAGAACACAAUCCUGUAAACAUCGGAUUGGAUCCUCCACUACCAUUUCCGUCUGCGCUCAAAGAGCAAUCGUCGCUCGACCAACUCGAUCAGUUCCCUCCUGUCCCAGCCUCCCGGCCAGCCAGUCGUACAUCCCAUAACAGUGCAACGAUUCACCGACCUCAUAGUCGCACACGUAGUCACGUCCGUCAAUCUUCCAAAGCAUCGUCCCGCUACAGCUAUCGUCACGCCAUACCUCGUGGACAGGGCGGGCAGAUUCUUGCAACUAGCCAGAUUAAGGUUCUCGUCGACACUGACCCUGUCACUGGUAACUUUCGUGCUGGUGCCAUGACCCCAGAACCAAGUCCGAUUCGUGAGGCACACAGCCCUGAACACACUCCAAUCAAGCCGUCGACUCUGCGCACGAUACGUCCUGCUAAGCUUCCUAGCCGCAUUGAUGAGAACGAGCAGGUGAACGAUGUGUCGCCUCGGAAGAAAACAAGUACGCGAAGUCUUCGCUCGCAUACAAGUGCCGUCUCCGGACGGCACUCGAUGACUGGUAGUCGUCAAUCAGCACGGCGUCCAUCCUCCGAUGUCAGUCACUUGGAAUCAAGCGAUGAUGAAGAUGUGAUGCCCUUCAGUGUUGGCAAGAACGGUAAAAGGAAGCUCCGACGCCGGUGGAACAGCAACGACAUCCGCACAGUGCAGAUGAUGUACAACGAUUUCGAAGAUAUCUACGAAUCGCUUAUGCAAAAAGAACGAGAGGUACAACAGCAAAGGGAUGAGAUUCAGAGGAUGAUCCGCGUCUUUGCGGCGUCAUCACGUGGGCAUGGCUUACGAGGCGUGAUGUUCCCUGCUGAAAGACUCGACUUCGCUGACCAGAACGUCACGCUUCUCGACGACACUCGGAGCCUCCAUACACCCAACAUUGCACGCAAUGUUACGAGAGGUGGGCAAGCACCCAGCGUAAUGUCUAACACCAGCGCUGUCCGCCUUGCUAGCCCAGCACGUAAGGGGAAGCAUGUUAACAAGUCUCUUAGCGAGGCACGUCUUGAUGCUGCGAGUGAUGCGCUGGAUACUGUCAUCAAGGCUCGUCCAGUCAGCAACAUAUCGUCAGCGUCGGCAACGACUGACCUCAGCCGCGGCAGCGGCAGCAGCAAAGAAAACAGCGCGGCGGAAGGCAGCAUGACGGAUCCGUACGAAUACGAUGUGGGGCCUGCGAAGGCCCUUGAAGCAGCCACUCUUAUGAAGGAUCAUGGGCCAGGCAUCCGCGAGAAGGGAGGCAGCGAGACACCUGAUUACACUGGCCGACCUCAGAGUAGAGGCACGGCAAAGGUCAGCCUCGCUAAGUCCAGAGAUGCUGUCCCGCUACACCAUCCACCGCCUGUAGCGGUCAAUAUUCCAAGAGGUGCGUUGAGUGAGGAAGAAGAAGAAGAAGACGAUAGCCAAGGAAGAUUCUCAAACACGACCGUUGCGAAACGGUCGGCUGCCAUGGAAUCUGCGCUUGCAGUGCCCAGGUCGGCGUCUGCUGCAUCGGGGGACUCUUCGCCAGAGGAAAAGAGACUCAGUGUGAAUCACGUGCUGACACGGACGGAGGAGAUGGAUCGUAUGCUGAAUGCCAUUAGUUUGCUGGGGUAG